AUGAAGCAGACGGUAGUUGAUGUGGCGCCUAAGUGCAUUACAGGCCUUGAAUUUGGGGCGUUAUCAGAUGCUGAAAUCGUUGCUCAAUCAGAGACGGAAGUUUUCACAAGAAACUUGUACGAUUUAGAGCAUGGCAGAAAACCUGUUGCAAAUGGAGCCCUAGACACACAUCUGGGUGUUUCUACAAACACGGGGGAAUGUCAAACAUGCCAUGGAAAUCUAGCUACAUGUCACGGACAUUUUGGUCAUAUCAAAUUAGCGUUACCUGUUUUCCAUGUGGGUUACUUCAAGGCCACCAUUCAAGUUUUACAGACCAUUUGUAAGUCGUGUUCUGCCGUAUUGCUAGAAGAUGCCAUGAAAGAGAAAUUUUUGGCAGAUUUGAAACGUCCAGGAUUGGACAAUUUGAGAAGAAUGAGAAUAUUGAAGAAAAUCCAAGAUCAGGCAAAGAAGCAAAGAAGAUGUUUGAAAUGUGGUGCAGUUAACGGUGUCGUUAAGAAGGCAGCUGCCGGAGGUGGACCUGCGGCACUUAAGAUUCUACACGAUACUUUUAGAUGGAUUGGUAAGAAAGGUGCCCCAGAGAAAGAAGACUGGGAUGAUGAUUUUGACAAAUUGUUUGACGAGAAUCCGGAAUUGGAAAAGUUCGGCAAGAGAUGUUUUGAUGACCUGAAUCCGCUGAAGGUUUUGAAUUUGUUCAAGCAGAUUGAGCCUGCUGACUGUGAGCUGUUGGGCAUGGAUCCGGCCAGGGGCGGUAGACCAGAGAUGUACAUUUGGCGAUAUUUGCCUGCCCCACCUGUGUGUAUCAGACCGUCUGUUAUUAUGGCAGAUGCUUCUAAUGAAGAUGACUUGACUGUGAAAUUGACCGAAAUUGUUUGGACGUCGUCUAUGAUUAGAGCAGGUAUUCAAAAGGGGAUCUCGAUCAAUUCCUUGAUGGAACAGUGGGAUUAUUUACAAUUAGCCGUGGGUGUUUAUAUCAAUUCUGAUAUUGCAACUCCCUCUAUGCUGCAAAAUGGGGGUACUAAAGCUGCCAAGCCUAUCAGAGGUUUUUGCCAGAGACUAAAGGGUAAGCAAGGUAGAUUCAGAGGUAAUUUAUCUGGUAAAAGAGUUGACUUUUCGGGUAGAACAGUCAUUUCGCCCGAUCCAAAUUUGAGGAUCGAUGAAGUUGCCGUUCCGGAAUUAGUUGCUAAAGUUUUAACUUAUCCUGAAAAGUGUACUAGAUAUAAUAGAAAAAAGUUACAAAAAUUGAUUAUCAAUGGUCCUGAAAAGCAUCCUGGUGCAAACUAUCUACAAAAGCAAGAUGAGGAGUUGAAAAGAAAUUUGAGAUAUGGUGACCGUCACAAACUGGCGAAGAACUUAAAUAUCGGUGAUGUUGUCGAAAGACAUAUAGAGGAUGGAGACAUUGUGUUAUUCAAUAGACAGCCUUCAUUGCAUAGGUUGUCGAUUCUGUCACACUUUGCGAAAAUCAGACCAUGGAGAACCUUCAGAUUGAAUGAAUGUGUCUGUACCCCGUAUAAUGCCGAUUUCGACGGUGAUGAAAUGAACUUGCAUGUGCCCCAAACGGAAGAAGCUAGAGCCGAGGCUAUGAACCUUAUGGGUGUUAAGAAUAACCUAUUAACUCCUAAGUCAGGUGAACCUAUCAUUGCUGCUACUCAAGAUUUCAUCACUGGUUCCUAUCUCAUCUCCAAGAAAGAUUCCUUUUUUGACAAAGCUACUUUGACACAGAUGUUGGCAUCGAUGUCUGAUGGAGCUUUGGAUUUUGAUCUUCCACCACCGGCGAUUUUCAAGCCCGUUUACUUAUGGACAGGUAAACAGAUCUUCUCACUUCUAAUCAAACCAAACAGAAAAUCCAAUGUAGUUAUCAAUCUUGAUGCCAAGUGUAAGACUUUUGUUGCUCCAGAUAAAGGCUAUCCAAAUGAAAUGUCUCCUAACGAUGGUUUUGUUAUCAUAAGAAACUCACAAAUUCUGUCUGGUGUUAUGGAUAAAUCCUUGUUGGGUGAUGGUAAGAAACACUCUGUUUUUUAUACGAUCCUAAGAGAUUACGGUGCCGUUGAAGCUGCUACUGCUAUGAAUCGAAUGGCUAAGAUGUGUGCUAGGUUUAUGGGUAACAGAGGUUUUUCUAUUGGUAUCAGCGAUGUUACUCCUAAGGAUGAUUUGAAAGCCAAGAAGGAACAACUAGUUGAAAUUGCGUAUGCGAAAUGUGAUGAAUUGAUUGAACUGUUCAAGACUGGAAAGUUAGAGACACAACCCGGUUGUGAUGAAGAACAAACUUUGGAGGCCAAGAUUGGUGGUUUACUAUCCAAGGUUAGAGAAGAAGUCGGUGAAGUUUGUAUUAGGGAAUUAGAAAAAUCCAAUGCCCCAUUAAUUAUGGCGACUUGUGGGUCCAAGGGUUCUACAUUGAACGUUUCCCAGAUGGUGGCUGUCGUCGGUCAGCAAAUUAUUUCCGGUAACAGAGUUCCAGAUGGCUUCCAAGAUAGAUCACUUCCGCAUUUCUUGAAGAACUCCAAGACUCCACAAUCUAAGGGUUUCGUUAGAAAUUCUUUCUUCUCUGGCUUGAACCCACCUGAAUUCUUGUUCCACGCAAUUUCUGGUAGAGAAGGUUUGGUUGAUACUGCCGUCAAAACUGCAGAAACAGGUUAUAUGUCACGUAGAUUGAUGAAGUCGUUGGAAGAUUUCUCUGCAAGUUAUGAUGACACCGUCAGAAACUCCAGCAAUGGUGUUGUUCAGUUUAUUUACGGAGGUGACGGUUUGGAUCCACUGGAUAUGGAAGGUGACGGUGUUCCUGUUAACUUCAAUAGAACCUGGACUCAUUCUUAUUUUGUUUCUCUUGAUCACCAAGAUAAAUCUCUGAAACCAUACGAUGUUAGAAACCUUAUCAAGUCUAUUUUAGGCCCAAUGAAGGAAGCUUUGAUCAGAGUUGAUAAUGUUGGUAAUAUUGUUUCAAAAGAAGAUUUCGACAAAAUAGAAUAUGUGGAUAUAUAUGAUGCUGAAAGAGAUUUCUACGACUCCAUCUCCAAUUUCAUUGAAGGUAAGCUAAAAUUGCUAUGUCAAUACAGAGUCUCAAGAGGUUUGCCUGCAUGUAACGAGGAAUCUGAAGAUUACGAAAUGACCCCAGACAGCCUGAGCAAGGAAACCUCUGUUGAUCAAGUCAUGAAGAUCACAGAGAAGAUGAUCAAGCAGUUUUUGGAUCUAUGUUGUACCAAAUACAGAAAGGCUCGGGUUGAACCAGGUACAGCUGUUGGAGCCAUUGGGGCCCACUCUAUCGGUGAGCCUGGUACCCAAAUGACUUUGAAAACUUUCCAUUUUGCCGGUGUUGCUUCGAUGAAUGUUACGUUGGGUGUGCCUCGUAUUAAGGAAAUUAUCAAUGCUUCUAAGGUUAUCUCUACUCCAAUUAUCAAUGCUGUACUUGUCAAUGACAGAGAUGAAAGAGCUGCUAGAGUUGUGAAGGGUCGUGUGGAGAAGACAUUACUUGAGGAUGUUUCUAUGUAUAUCGAAGAUGUUUACAAGGAAAAUCAGGCCUUCCUCCAGGUCAAGAUAGAUUUGAAAACAAUUGACAAGCUACAAUUGGAGCUAAAUAUUGAACAAAUUGCUAAUGCUAUAGUGCUCUCUAAACUCAAAAUAGCAAGAGGUGAUGUUUCUAUCAUCGGAAAAAACAAAAUCCAAGUUCUUGUGAACGAUGCUGGUGAUUUCAAGCCUACUGGUAGAUCUUCUGCUUCUAAAGAAAUUGCUAUGCUAGCAUAUAAGGAUGCUGAUGAAAGGGAAAGAUUGGAAAAGAAUGCGUUGUUCUUCAAGAUGCAACACCUGAAACGUUUGUUAACAAAGGUUGUUGUCAAGGGUCUCCCAGAUAUUGCAAGGGCUGUUAUUAAUGUUAAUGAUGACGACACCAAGGGUCUCUUGAUUGAAGGUUAUGGAUUAAAAGAUGUUAUGGCUACAGACGGUAUCAUUCCAACAAAGACCAAGACCAACCAUAUCUUGGAAAUCUAUCAAGUUUUAGGUAUUGAAGCUGCUAGAUCUUCUAUUAUCAAUGAAAUUGAUUAUACCAUGGGUUCGCAUGGUAUGGCGGUUGAUCACCGUCAUAUUCAACUAUUAGGUGAUGUGAUGACCUUCAAAGGUGAGGUUUUGGGUAUUACCAGAUUUGGAUUAGCCAAGAUGAGGGAUUCUGUUUUACAAUUGGCAUCCUUUGAAAAAACCACAGACCAUCUAUUCGACGCAGCUUUCUAUAUGAAGACCGAUGAGGUGGAAGGUGUUUCCGAAAGAAUUAUUCUUGGACAAACCAUGGGUAUAGGUACUGGUGCAUUCAAACUUGCCUCUAAGGAAGAUGGUACACCGGUAACCACAAAGACUAAGGAAACGUUGUUUGACAGUUUGUGUAGGGGAAUUGUUCCAAAAUCUUUACAGGUUGCUUAA
Messenger RNA from Pichia kudriavzevii, 4401 nucleotides. RefSeq lists its product as uncharacterized. The transcript has a single exon. NCBI's taxonomy places the organism in Eukaryota, Fungi, Ascomycota, Pichiomycetes, Pichiales, Pichiaceae. Gene Ontology annotation, biological process: DNA-templated transcription. Gene Ontology annotation, molecular function: DNA-directed RNA polymerase activity; DNA binding. The record is from RefSeq and is a predicted model, not a curated record. Bases 1 to 4401 code for a protein of 1466 amino acids.